Entamoeba dispar SAW760 is the source of this 783-nucleotide messenger RNA. Its product is annotated as tyrosine protein kinase Lyn, putative. Gene Ontology annotation, molecular function: protein kinase activity; ATP binding. The record is from RefSeq and is a predicted model, not a curated record. The transcript has a single exon. Bases 1 to 783 code for a protein of 260 amino acids. Gene Ontology annotation, biological process: protein phosphorylation. Lineage: Eukaryota; Evosea; Mastigamoebida; Endamoebidae.
AUGUUUCGACUAAAUGAAAGACAAUGGAAUCAAAUCAAAAAGGAUUUAAAAUUUGUUUCUAAAGGUGCACAAGGUGAAGUGUUUAAAGGAAAAUUAUUAAACAAAGAAGUUGCAAUAAAAAAAUUUAAACAUGAAGAUGAUUUUGUUAAAGAAGUUGAGUGUAUUAAUAAUUGUGCAUGUGAAUUCAUUGUUUCAAUAUUUGGAAUUACACCAACACCAGAAGCAAUAUUUCUUGAUUGGUUUCCUUAUGAUUUAGAAAAUUAUAUUAUUGAAAAUCAAUUAACAUUAAAUGAAUCAAAAGUGUUAUUAUCUGAUAUAUCAAAAGGAUUGGCUUAUAUCCAUCGAGUAGGAUAUAUUCAUUUAGAUAUUAGACCUAAAAAUAUUUUAAUUAGAAAUCAAAGAGCUGUGAUUUGUGAUUUUGGAAUGUCAAUUAUUGAUCAACCACCUUAUAAUCAUAAUAGAGCUGUUGAUUGUUGGGUUGCUCCAGAAAUCGUUUUUGGUAAAGAGGUAUCUACUAAAACAGAUAUCUAUAGUCUUGGAUUAGUGAUCUGGUUUGUUUGUGAGUCAAAAGGAACUGAUCCUUUUCCUAAAACUACAACUGAGUCUAUGAUUAAAGCUGCUUUUCAAUGUAAAGAAAGGCCUAGAUGGAACGCUCCAAAGAUUGAAGAAUUAAAAAAAAUCCAUGACAUCACUAAGAAAUGUUGGAGAGAUGAAAUGGAAUCAAGACCUACUGCAAGAAUGAUUAUUGAUUUGUUCAAUGAAAUAAAAGAAAAAACGUUAUAA